AUGGCUGCAAUCGGCACCCAGUACCGACCCGACCCUGAAGCACGAUAUCAUGGCGUUGAAUUCCACGUAUAUUGUGCCAAAACAAUUCUUUUGGCCCUCGAUUGGACAAUACCAGUAAUGCAAGCAGUAUUAAUUACCGAGAUAUUCACUCGAUUCCGUGGUAAAAAAGCCACAGUUCGCCUAUCUCUCCAGUUCGAAGAGUUAUACAGCCGAAUCUAG
Molecule: messenger RNA, 219 nt
Organism: Sclerotinia sclerotiorum 1980 UF-70
Lineage: Eukaryota; Fungi; Ascomycota; Leotiomycetes; Helotiales; Sclerotiniaceae
Exons: 2
Coding region: 1-219 (72 amino acids)
Source: RefSeq, a predicted model, not a curated record